Messenger RNA from Amphiprion ocellaris (clown anemonefish), 2109 nucleotides. Its product is annotated as fish-egg lectin-like. Lineage: Eukaryota; Metazoa; Chordata; Actinopteri; Pomacentridae. The record is from RefSeq and is a predicted model, not a curated record. Bases 112 to 885 code for a protein of 257 amino acids. The transcript has 5 exons.
CACCCAUCAAUCUUGUGUAUAAAAGCUGGGCAGACUCCAUCAGUCUGUAGUACAGCAGCUCCAACCAAAUACAUCCCAGCUCACAAGCAGACACACUCACGGAGACCAGCAAUGAAGACCUUCUUGCUGAUGCUGUGUUGCCUGGCAGCCAGUUAUGCCUGGAGAUGCACUGAGGCUCCUCGCCUCUAUAACACCGUACAGAUUGAUGCUGGACAGGGCAAAGUGGUGGCUAGAGACAGAUACUAUUAUGCUUACUUUCUCAGUGGAACCAGGUGGUCCAGACUCGGCAGUACUAGACUGAAGCAUGUCACAGUAGGACCUGCUGGGAUCUGGGGCACUGACUCUUCAAACAGAGUGUAUAAAUUCAUUGCCGGCAACUUCACAACAGUUCCAGGAUCUUUGCAGCAGGUGGAUGCAGGCGGCGAUGGCCAGGUUGUUGGAGUAGCACCCCGUAACUUCUAUGCCUACUGUCUGCGGAGUACCUACGCUUCACUCUACAAAGGUACGGGAUCUGUGGGCUGGUCUUACCUGUCAAGGACGAUGAAGUACUACAGCUGCAGCCCCAACAAUGUUUGCUGGGGUGUUGACACAAGGUCGCAAGUCUACGUCACACAGAGAAUAACACCAACCACCUGUGGCACCUAUAACUGGAUCAGAGUGUCAGGGCAAAGCAUGAAAAUGGUGGAGAUUUCGACUGAUGGAUCUGUGUUUGGAUUGGCCACAAAUGGUCGGGUCUACCAAAGAAUUGGCAUCUCCAGCUCUCGCCCACAAGGUACAGCUUGGUCGUAUGUCUCCAUGUGCAUGUCAAUAAACCACCUGAGCUACGACCUGGGUCGUCUUUGGGUCGCCACCACCUCUGGCUUGCUCCUGGUGUGCACCCACUAGUGACAUGGAUGGAUCAUCAUCAGUGGGCAGUGUACUCAGUGUGUCGUGGAAAACUUCAUUUUUUUUCUUUGUGAAAGGGAAAUUCUUUAAGUGGUAUGUUGGCUGUCAUCUCUGUGUAUUUCUAUCCAUUCUUUUGAUUAUUCCAUACACACAGUUAGUACAUUAUUAGCAUGUGAUACGUUUUUUUCCCCUCCGCAUUAUCACCGGAGUAACCAUUAAUCUCCUUGCUGUUACUUUUUGUGGAAAGAGUGAACAUUAAGAAAAUGACUCAUAGAUGCAUAGGUGACUUUUUUUUUUUUUAAAUUCAGCAACACUGCACAAAACUUACUAGCAACAAAGUAGCUACAACGGUAAAAAUAUUCUGCAAAUUGACACAUUUAAUUUAAAUUUGUCGAAUUAAAUAAACUCAAACUUAUCGUACUGUGAAACAGAAAUAAAUGCCAAUAAGAAAUGUGCAUGCAGCCAUAAAGAAAUGCCUUAAAGAUGGACCUUGAGUCCAACUGACUGGUUAUGAAGUGUCUCAGCCAUCUUCCACAUGCCAGUUACUAGCAUACUUUCUACUGUUAAGAAAUGAAUAUACAUAUAAUUUCAUGUGGGUUUUGUCAGGUAGCCUUUGAAUGUUUAUCACAUGUUAGAAAUGGAAUGUAACACUGGUUCUUCUGGUGUAAAGUAUUCAAACUGGGAAAUGCAAUAAAGUUUGGUUAGCACAACCACUUGUUAGAACAGUGCUUUUAGGUUUAGCCUCAAUAUUAACAAAUCAUAAACAUUUAGCUUUAGAUUUUUCAGGAAUUUUGGUUUUGAAAGCUAAAUUGUGCUUUUGAGCACAAGUAUCAGAAAAAGCUACAACAUGCAACCAAUGAGAGUUUGUCUUACUGAAGACUUUAGUUAAUGAAAGGUGCUUUCUUAUUUGCUGAACCCAAUUAGUGGAUUUGGAUUCUGAAGUAGUUUGCAGGGACUCUAGUAAGAACAAUACUUGGUAAGUAAGUUCGCAAGGUGGUGUCUUUUCUUUUAACCUUUGUAAAAAUGCCAGAGAUCAGGGAUGAAGCUGUUGUGGCUGAACAUGUUGACCCAACACCAAAGACACUUUACAUAGGGGUUUCCUUUAAUUUGUCACGCGUCUAUUACCUGUAUCCUAUAUUUUUAGAAUACCUCGUUGUGUUGCUUUUUGAGGGCAUUUGUACAAAAUAAGUCAAAAGAGCAUCUCAUAAAAACUGUUUCCAUGGA